This is a messenger RNA of Arachis duranensis, 392 nucleotides long. RefSeq lists its product as uncharacterized. The transcript is spliced from 4 exons. The coding region runs from base 1 to 366 and encodes 121 amino acids. The record is from RefSeq and is a predicted model, not a curated record. NCBI's taxonomy places the organism in Eukaryota, Viridiplantae, Streptophyta, Magnoliopsida, Fabales, Fabaceae.
AUGUUUCUUAAUCUUACAGUGCGAUGUGCAUUGUUUGGGGAUUAUGUUAAUCAAGUAAAUCAUUUCCUUGCCUCUGGGUACGUGGAGCAGUCUGUUGUAGUUAUUCAACUUGCAAAAGUCAAGUUCUUUCGGGGUCAAGUAGGUCUUCAAAAUGUGAUGUAUGCCACUCAAAUGUUAUUUAAUCUUGAUAUUCCUGAAGUUGUUGAAUUCAGGCAGAGUAUGAUUGAGCAAGGUGUCAGUGGUACCCAGCCACUGUUUAUUGCAAAUGAGGGUAAAGUUCUCUCCUUGGAAGAUGAUUUCAUGCGUCUAACUAGAAAAUGCACUAUUGAAGAGCUUCAAGAUAACAAUCAGGUUGUUUUCUUUUGAGUUAGUUGUGUUUUUGUUUGUUUUAU